Physcomitrium patens is the source of this 2205-nucleotide messenger RNA. RefSeq names its product glutamate--tRNA ligase, chloroplastic/mitochondrial. The record is from RefSeq and is a predicted model, not a curated record. Gene Ontology annotation, molecular function: tRNA binding; zinc ion binding; ATP binding. Gene Ontology annotation, biological process: glutamyl-tRNA aminoacylation. NCBI's taxonomy places the organism in Eukaryota, Viridiplantae, Streptophyta, Bryopsida, Funariales, Funariaceae. Gene Ontology annotation, cellular component: mitochondrion.
GAGAGUAAUCUGAAUCGUUGAGAAUUUGUGGGAAAUAUGGCAAUGAGGACGCCAUGGCUGGCGCGUCACGGCCAUGCGCUGGCGCCCGCGGCCGCGGCGCAGUACAUUGCGCCUUCAUUGAAGGUUUCCCACGCUGCGAAUUGUGGUCCGACGAGGUGUGUAGCGAAUAAUCAGAUGGUGAUGCUCUACUCGUGCGGAGCUCCGGAGCGUGUCUCCUCUGUGAGAUGGGUUGGGAGUUUUUUGAACCCCCUGGAGAAGUUGGCUUUGCCUACAUUGAGGAAUUCCGGGAAUGUGGCUCCGAGAGUGUUGUUGAGUGCUAGAGCAUCGACUAAAGGAGCUGUUCAAGGAGAUGGGACUGGGAAUCUUAAGGGCUCCGAGGUCAGGGUGCGGUUCGCUCCAUCUCCUACGGGAAAUCUUCAUGUGGGCGGAGCUCGGACUGCGCUUUUCAACUAUCUGUAUGCUAAGUCGCUCGGUGGAAAGUUUAUCCUUCGUAUUGAAGACACUGACCUGGAGCGGUCAACAAAGGAGUCAGAGGAAGCCGUUAUCCGCGAUUUGCAAUGGUUAGGUCUUGAGUGGGAUGAAGGCCCUGAUAAAGAAGGAGAGUGUGGCCCUUACCGGCAGUCAGAACGGACUCAUAUCUACCAAGCAUAUGUGGAGAAGCUUCUGAAGACUGGUCACGUGUACCGCUGUUUUUGCACUGACGAGGAGCUUGAAGCAAUGCGAGAGGAAGCGAAAUCUAAGAAUAUGCCACCUAGAUACAUGGGCAAGUGGGGUUCUGCAUCUCAGGCCGAGAUUGAUGCAGAGCUGGAGAAGGGCACACCAUUCACAUACCGUUUCCGAGUUCCUCAAGAAGGGUCUGUCACCAUCCACGACUUGAUCCGUGGCGAGGUCUCUUGGAAAAAGGACACUCUAGGUGAUUUUGUGGUGCUGCGAAGCAAUGGACAACCUGUAUACAACUUUUGUGUGGCUGUCGAUGAUGCAACCAUGAAGAUUUCUCAUGUUAUCAGAGCGGAGGAGCACCUACCCAAUACCUUAAGACAGGCUUUAAUUUACAAUGCUCUUGGAUUCUCUAUGCCUCAAUUUGGGCAUGUAUCUUUAAUUUUAGCUCCUGAUCGCAGCAAACUGUCCAAACGUCACGGAGCUACAUCUGUGGGCCAGUUCAGGGAGAUGGGCUAUUUGGCUCCUGCCAUGGUAAACUACCUAGCCCUUUUGGGUUGGAACGAUGGAUCGGAAGAUGAAAUUUUCACAAUUGAGCAAAUCAUUGAGAAGUUUUCUAUUGAUCGUAUAACCAAGAGUGGAGCAAUCUUCGAUCAAACAAAGUUGGGGUGGAUGAAUGGGCAACAUUUACGCUUGAUGCCAACUGAGGAUGUGGCAACCAUGUUUAGAGAACAAUGGUUAAAGGCGGGUAUUGUCUCCGAGUCAGUCUCGGGAUCGUUUAUUGAUGUAGCGGUUGAGCUACUGAAGAACGGAACUGAGCUAGUGGCUGAUUCUGAAAACCACUUGCUCAGCAUUUUACAUUACCCUCUUAACGAGACUUUAACAAGCUCUGAAGUGAAGGAUGUCGUUGAUGAUAACAUAUCUGAAGUUGCCGACGCCAUUGUGAGUGCCUACGACAAUGGUGAGUUGCAAGCCGCCAUUGAAGGAGGGCAUGACACCUGGAGCAAGUGGAUCAAAGCAAUGGGAAAGGCUUUCAAGCGCAAGGGCAAGCGCUUGUUCAUGCCUGUACGAGUGCUACUCACUGGGUCAAUGAAAGGCCCUGAAGUUGGGGCUGUGCUUGACCUUGUAAGAGAGGGAGAGACAACUGGUUCAGUGACUGAGAAGGCUGGUUUAGUGCCUUUAGAUGCCCGAAUUAAAAUUUUGAGAGAGGUGGAUUGGGCCGCUGUCACAAGCAAACUUGCGGAAAGUGCCAGCCAAGAGACAGAACCAGCUCUUUCACAUUGAGCAGUUAGUGCAGUGAUAUAAUUGUUUAUGAAGAUACAUUAUACUGCGGGAGUUUAGAUGCAUUGAGGAGCUAGAUAUGUGAGGGUUGUGUUACCGGCCCAUACCUUUGUCGAAAACCUGGAUCAUUUGUUGAAUCGAUAAUAUGAUAUGGCUUAGUCAGUAAAAAACGGCUAGCAGAAUUGAUCAAAACGAUUAGACGUGUGUACAUCCUCCUUUGAAUUUUUUACAUUAACGAAUGGAUUGAUACACAAGCCUAUGCUAUGA